This is a messenger RNA of Humulus lupulus (European hop), 945 nucleotides long. RefSeq lists its product as uncharacterized. The transcript is spliced from 4 exons. Lineage: Eukaryota; Viridiplantae; Streptophyta; Magnoliopsida; Rosales; Cannabaceae. Bases 140 to 817 code for a protein of 225 amino acids. The record is from RefSeq and is a predicted model, not a curated record.
GGUGGUGUGAUCAUCUACAAUAACAAACCCCAUUGGAAUCCUCUGAAUCAGACAGAGUUGUUCGUCGCCGAUUGUCUCCUCUGCUCUUCGCAUCUAUUUUUCAAGGAAGAAAAGCAAAAACAAAAGUAUUGCCAAAAAUAUGAGGCCACCUCCAUCUCUGCACUCUAGUUUCUUCUCCUCCCUUAAACAGGUUGAGAAGAGACUCAAGUUGGAAGAACAACAAUCACAUCCACAACCAGAACCAUCCACUCACAGUUUAUCAACACAGUCAUCACUAAGCUCACCUAUAUAUCUCCAAUUGAACCACUCAAACCACAACCAAGACUCUUCUACACUCCAAGAAAGCAGUGAACCUCCUCAACAAUUUCUCUCAUGUUCCCCUGAGUUCCUCCCAACACAUCAAAUCCCAAUCCAGUCUAAUGUUCCAGAGCUCCCCAAACCAGUCACUGAAACCCAAUCUGACCCGGUUUGUGAUAUUGAAGGGUUGAUUCAACUUCUGGGUUUGUCUGAAAAUGGUGAAGAAAGGCAAGAGGAAGCUUCUUCUUGCCAUUGUGAGAAUGGGUUUUACUCAAAAAUUGCUAAAGUGAAGGGGCCAAAAUGUGCCAAGGAAGUGGAGAGGUUGGAGGGUUGGAUUGACUACUUUUUGAAUGGUGGGAACGAUGGGGAGGAAAAGAUUGAGCCUUUCAGGUUGUCACUUUUGCUUUUGGGAAAAGCUGCUUUUGUUUCUCAAGGUGCUGAUGGUGGUUUUGGUGGCUUGGAGUUCCCAUCAACUAUUGAGGAAUUUUUACUCAAUGAUCCUCCUCCAACAACGAUUUGAGCUGGUGCAGAGCAAGGCUAGUUUCAGCAGCUCUUCUAGUAUUUCCUUCUCUUGUUUGGAGACAUUCAAAACCAGCUCUGGGUCUAGAAUUUGAAGCAUCUUAUCUCUUCCAUUUUCAAGCGCUCUCU